AUGAAGCUGCAGUUCGGAAACCUCACCCAAGCUGAGAUAAUACAUGCGUUAGACUACUUGAUCCAGACGGUACAGUGGGAGGCUUUUCCGGAUGAAAUGGCCAUCCUGACGAACAAUUUAUCAAAACCAGCUCAAUCUCAAGCACCACUUGGAAAACAUAGCAGCAUCUACCAGUUGUCUCCAGUACUUGACGAGCGUGGAAUCCUUCGUGUAGAAAGCAGAAUUCAAGAAGCGUGUGUCACGAAAGAUGUCAAAUAUCCAGCAAUUCUUCCUCGGAAGCACCGAUUGACUCAUCUCAUCAUCGAUUUUUUCCACAGAAAAUAUCAUCACGGAAAUACUGAAACGGUGGUGAACGAAGUGCGGCAACAGUAUUACAUACCUAAGCUUCGUGCCGUCGUGAGAACAGUCAUCAGAAACUGUCAGUGGUGUAAAGUUAGGAAAACGCAGCCGCGGACUCCCAGGAUGGCCCCACUCCCGUAUGUCCGUUUGGCAUCGUUUACUCGACCAUUUAGCUACGUUGGAUUGGAUCUGUUCGGACCACUUCUCGUUAAAGUCGGUCGGAGUAGCGCCAAGAGAUGGGUGGCGCUAUUUACAUGUCUGACGAUCCGCGCCGUCCAUGUAGAAAUUGUACAUACGCUUUCGACAGAAUCCUGCAUUAUGAGCGUGCGUCGCUUCGUAAGCCGCCGAGGAGCUCCCUUAGAAAUCUACUCGGACAACGGGACAAAUUUUCGCGGAGCCGAUAGUGUUUUACGGGAGCAGAUACAGAAGAUGGCACAAACGUUUACCAACACAAAUACAAAAUGGGUAUUUAUUCCUCCGAGUGCCCCGCACAUGGGCGGAUCGUGGGAAAGGAUGGUCCGUUCCGUCAAGUCGGCAAUGGAGGCGGCUAAUGUGGGACAAAAAUUGAACGAUGAAGGUCUACUUACUUUGGCGAUAGAAGCGGAAGGAAUCGUCAACUCAAGACCGUUGACGUAUCUUCCCCUGGAUUCUGAGGAGGCGGAAGCUCUCACUCCCAAUCAUUUCCUCCUGGGCAGUUCGAGCGGCGUACGACAACCAGCAGCGGAGCCAACGGAUAAUAUAUUCAAGCUUCGCAACGCCUGGAGUCAGGUGCAACACCAGAUGGACAUGUUUUGGAAACGUUGGUUGCGUGAAUAUUUACCAACUCUUACGCGGCGGACAAAAUGGUUCGGGGAAGUCAAACCUGUGGCAGUAGGGAAUCUGGUUUUUGUCAUGGAGGACUCAAGAAGGAAUGGAUGGACAAGAGGUAGAAUUUGCAAGGUUUACGCGGGGCAUGAUGGUCGGGUUCGGCAAGCAUUAGUUCAAACCAAUCGGGGUUUGAUUCGUAGACCAGUUUCAAAGUUAGCAAUUUUGGAUGUGGCGCAGGUCGGUUAA
Molecule: messenger RNA, 1392 nt
Organism: Wyeomyia smithii (pitcher-plant mosquito)
Lineage: Eukaryota; Metazoa; Arthropoda; Insecta; Diptera; Culicidae
Exons: 1
Coding region: 1-1392 (463 amino acids)
Biological process (GO): DNA integration
Molecular function (GO): nucleic acid binding
Source: RefSeq, a predicted model, not a curated record